This is a messenger RNA of Conger conger (European conger), 3682 nucleotides long. It is a transcript of the gene epx, whose product is annotated as eosinophil peroxidase. The coding region runs from base 1 to 2739 and encodes 912 amino acids. Gene Ontology annotation, molecular function: heme binding; calcium ion binding; peroxidase activity. NCBI's taxonomy places the organism in Eukaryota, Metazoa, Chordata, Actinopteri, Anguilliformes, Congridae. The transcript has 17 exons. The record is from RefSeq and is a predicted model, not a curated record. Gene Ontology annotation, biological process: response to oxidative stress.
AUGUCCUCAAGCCUGGGAUUGUCAGUAAAUGUUUCAGUCACUGUUUUUCAGUUACCCUUCUCCUUAUUGGCUCUGGCUCUCUCUCUGACCCUCCCCCUGCUGCCUCCAGCCACGCCCCACUCCCCAUCCAUGAACCAGUCAGGGCCUGUGUACCUGGGCUCCAGGUUUGUGCAGGAGGCCCUACAGAGAGCUAUUGAGCUGACCGACGCUGCGUACGCACACACAGGCGAGAGGGUGAAGAUGUCCUUAUCAGAGGGCUCAAUUAGACCCAGUGACCUGCUGGCCCAGUUCAAGCAGACGGGGCCCAGAACCAAGGCACACAUCUGGGCUGCGGAGGUCCUGGACAACACCGUGGAGCUCAUCCGCGAGAUGGUUUACACUAACACUAUGACCCAGCCCAACCUAACUGAGAUGCUGGGUUUGGAAGACGUGGAGACGCUGCUGCAGGCUACUGGCUGUUCCGCCGAGCUCCGGCCUCCUGUCUGUGAGACAGGCUGUCUGUCCGAACGCUACCGCACGAUCACAGGGGAGUGCAACAACAGACAGAACCCCCUAUGGGGUGCAGCUAACACCCCCUACACCCGAUGGCUUCCCCCGGAGUAUGAGGAUGGUCGAGCUGCACCCCGGGGCUGGGACCCCCAGCACAUGUAUUACAACUUUACUCUUCCCCCAGUGCGCUCGGUGUCUCAGGUAGUGCUGUACACCCAGAACGAGGACAUCUCCAUGGACGCCUCGCUGUCCCACCUGCUGGUGGAGUGGGGUCAGUGGCUGGACCACGACCUCACCCUGACCCCACAGAGCCCCAGCACCUCCGCCUUCCGCACGGGGGCCGACUGUGCUCGCACCUGCAGCCGAGACGCGCCCUGCUUCCCCAUACAGAUCCCCCUGGCGGACCCUCGCUCUGGCUCCCAGGCCUGCAUGCCCUUCUUCCGCUCGGCCCCCAGCUGCGUCGCCACGGCGACCCCCCGCCCCCCUCCACCUCGCAGGGAGCAGCUGAACGCCAUCACGUCCUUCGUGGAUGGCAGCAUGGUGUACGGCAGCUCGGCCUCGCUCUCCUCCGCCCUGCGUGACCUCUCCUCCCCGCUCGGCCUGCUGGCCCUCAACCAGCUGCACUCGGACCAGGGGCUCGCCUACAUGCCCUACCUGCCCCGCCCGCCCCUCCACCCGGACCCCUGCGGCCCCUGCCGGGGGCAGAACUGCACGGAGACGGAGACCCCCGUGGAGCUGGCCAACCUCACCUCCUGCUUCCAAGCAGGGGAUUCGCGGGCGAACGAGCACUUGGGAAUGAUCGCUCUGCACACGCUGUUCCUUCGCGAGCACAACCGGCUAGCGCUCCAGCUGCACUUGGUCAACCCCCACUGGGGCCCCGAGACCCUGUACCAGGAGGCCCGCAAAAUCGUGGGGGCCAUGCAUCAGGUGCUGACGUGGGACCACUACCUGCCGCGGGUCCUGGGGGAGAGCGGGCUCCACUCCCUCCUCCCCCCCUACCGGGGCUACAGCGCCGAGAUGGACCCCAGCAUCACCAACGCCUUCUCCACCGCCGUCUUCCGCUUCGCCCACGUCACCGUGCAGCCCCAGGUGGCCCGCCUUGGCCCCGGCUACGUCCCCAGCCCCGAGCACCCGCCCCUGCCCCUCCACCGCUCCCUCUUCGCCUCCUGGAGGGUGGUGCAGCAGGGUGGUAUAGACCCAGUGCUGAGAGGGCUGCUGUUCUCCCCGGCGAAGCUGCAGAGUCCGGGGCAGAUGAUGGUGGAGGAGUUGACAGAGAGGCUGUUCCAGGCCCAGGGAGGGCUGCCACUGGACUUGGGGGCGCUCAACCUGCAGCGGGGCAGAGACCACGGCCUGCCUGGUUACAGUGCGUGGCGUCGGCUGUGCAAUCUCUCGGUCCCAGUGACCGAACUGGAUCUGGCCCAUGUGCUGGGGAACCACAGCCUGGCCCAUAAACUCCUGGGUCUGUACGGGACUCCACACAAUAUCGACCUGUGGGUGGGGGCCAUUUCGGAGCCCCCUCUCCCGGGGGGGCGGGUGGGGCCACUGCUGGCCUGCCUGAUGGCCAAACAGUUCCGAAACCUGAGAGACGGAGACAGGUUCUGGUGGGAGAGGGAAGGGGUGUUCAGCCAAGCUCAAAAGGCCCAGCUCCACAGGGUCUCCCUAUCCCGAAUCAUCUGCGACAACACCCGCAUCGCCCACGUGCCCCCUGACCCCUUCGCCCGAACCGCGCACCCGGCCGACAUGCUGCCCUGCACCCACCCCCGCAUCCCACACCUGGACCUGAGCGCCUGGAGGGAGCGGGACACAGAUCCAAUCUGUGGUGCCAUUCCCAGACUAAAGUUUGGUUUUUCUUUGCUCUGUGACUCCGCCCUGCUGUACCGUUGCCAUGACGGCUACCUCCUAAACGGCCCCUCCUCCAUCAGAUGCGACCACAGCAGCAGCCAGUGGAGUCCGGCUCCGCCCUCCUGUCAAGAUAUAAAUGAAUGUGCUGGUCAGCCUUCGCCUUGCCCACAAAACCUGGAGUGUGUCAACACGCCUGGUUCCUUCACCUGCAAAGGUAAGAGCUUACUUUCCCCUUUCUCUGUCAGUUCAGUGGUGUCUGCAGUUGUGGCAGUCAUUGGUGGUGUUGCCAUGGUAGUGCUGGUGAUCGUAUGCUACCGAAGGCAAAAGCAUAUGAUUGGUCGGUGUUGCCAGAGAAAAGGCCAGUGGAAUGGCAGGGACCACGCCCUUAAGGAGGGAACAUCACAGUGACCUGAAGUGACCUACUUGAACAGAACAUUGCAUUAGAGACAGCACCAACAUACACUUACUGAGCACUCUAUUAGGAACACCUGUACACCUACGUAUUCAGGCGAUUAUCUAAUCAGCCAAUCCUGUGACAGCAGUGCAAUACAUAAAAUCAUGCAGAUACAGGUUAGGAGCUUCAGUUAAUGUUCACAAUAUCCAUCAGAAUGGGUAAAAAAAUUUUGAUCUCAGUGAUUUUGAUUGUGGUGUGACUGAUGGUGCCAGAUGGGCUGGCUUGAUAACCAUGCUGGUCUAAAAAAAUAAGUGUAACGAAUACCUAAUAAAUUGCUCAGUGAGUGUAUACUCAAUUCCACCUCAAGCAUCUUCUCAGUGGUAUACCUUCCAGGCAGGCAUAAUUGGCUCGUUGCUCCGGGGGGGGACUUGGCAGGGUUAGUGGGAUUGCCGCACACAGCACCUCGGAGUGCCUCGGAGUAACGGUCUAAUUCAGAUGAGACGGCUUGGAGAAGGCGCGUCGCUCUCAGGGUCACAAGAUCCUACUGGGCCGCUGAGGGACGGGGUCGUAAGGCGGUGUAUCUCCAGCUAGCACUAAUUGGAUUAGAUUGGCUACCAAAUUGGGGGAAAAAGUGGAAAAUUGGGGAAAAAAAAGAAAUGACCACACCACGUCAGCUCCGACUCCCGACUCGGACUCCCGAUUCCGACUCCCAACUACGACUCCCGACUCCUACUCCUCACUCCCGACUCCCGUUGACCAAAGCUUCAUAUAAUUAUUUUGGAGGGAUAAGCAGCUGAACAAAGAGAUUAUCCCCUUCCUUCUUGCAGCAUAUUGUCAGAUCGUGCAGCCGAUGCAGGAUUUGAUGUUUAUCUUGUAUUUUAGCUUAAUGUAUUGCUUGUAUUUAAGCUGAUGUAUCGCCAGUAUUGGGUUGGGUUUGUGUUAUUUCACUAAAUCCUU